AUAUGGAUCAUCACGAGUAGCCUCCUGCUUUAUUCCGUCGCAGAGUCUCUUGCAUCUGCUUUUUUUCUACGGCUGGACUGCUCUCGGAAAUCGCAGGUUAUGCCAUCCCAAAGGCUUCCUGGAUCCCCAGCCGUGAAAGAGAAGGGCUGAUAGCAGCUCCCUCCCCCACCCCCAAGAUCCUGCUGCUUUGCACCCCGUCUUUCCCUCAUUCCCCUGCUUAUUCCCCUUUCCCAGUCAUACUAGCCCCUUUUCCCUCCCCCAGCCAUACCUGACCUCACCCAACCAUCCCUGUCCCCUCUCCCUGACACACUAAGCCCUGUCCGCCCCCUCUAGGACAUCAUUCCAGCUGUGCCCACCCAUAUCACCCUAUUCCGAGUUACACCCAUCCAUAUCCCCCUAAUAAAACCCCUUACCCACACCCAGUCCAACGUCCUUAUCAAUCCCUAGGUUUCCUCACCCUCUCCCAGCUACUCCAUAGCCCCUUUGCCCCAGUCUCCCUCCCCUGUCAUAGAUCUAUUUCCUGCUUGCUGGCUGCAGCCCAGGCCCCAUGGCUACAGGAGGUCAUGCCCCUGAGACAGAUGUGUUGAUCAACCUGCAUCAGGUGAAGGUGGAGGAGGAGGAUGAGGAGGGAUCAGUGGAGGAGCAGGAGGAAGCUGAGGAGAGCUGGGAGAAGGCACUGUCUGUGGAGCGCUUCGGAGACAUCAUCAACGACUCUGCUUCCACCAGUGGAGAGAGGAUGGGCCGCCACUACAGUGAGAAGGACUUUGAAUAUCACAGACAUACAUUUCACCACACCCACCACCCCCUGUCCACCCACCUGCCCCCGCCCCAACGUUUACGCAAGAGGGUGCACGGCAAGGCGCAAGAAGCACGGCGCAAGAAGAAGCGGAAGAAAAAAAAGACCUCCGUGCCCCCCUCUGAUGUCACACCCACCAUCCAUGAGGUAGAUGAGGAAGAGGCGGAGUCGGACACGGAUGGGCAGGGGGUGGCUGCCACGCCCACCGAGCCACCGGACAGCCAACCACAGUUUAGUUUGGGGAGCCAAGAGGACUUGGGGGAAGCCCUUCCACUCACCACCUUCCACACGGAAAACGAAAAACACCCAGUGUCAGGGAAAGCCACGGUGACUCUGACGAAGGCGGAGACGCAUGAUGGGGGGACUGCUGCGAUCGGACACCACGAGGAGGAGGGAGAGGUAGAAGCAUGCAACAGUGUUCCCCAGGGGUCGGAUCCAUCAAGCAUAACUACAACCCGCGGCUGGUUCCGUAGGAAGCCCGUCCACCAUCGGCUGGCGGGGACCCAGCGGAGCAGCUACGACUUACGGGAGCGGAUCUGCAUCGGCAGCAUGACAGCUCUGGAGACGGCCGUCUACCAGCAGGUGCCCACCGAUGAGGCAGAGGCCCAGAUGCUGGCCAGCGCUGACCUGGAUGACAUGAAAAGUCAUAGAUUUGAAGACAACCCUGGGGUGAGGCGCCACCUGGUGAAAAAGUCGUCCCGAUGCCAGAUGUCCCGGACCAGCAACAGUUCCACACCACUAUCUAGCCUGAAGAAGAAGAAGAGGGCAGCAGAUAAGAAAACUCAUGAGGUGUUUGUGGAGCUGAAUGAGCUGAUUGUGGAGAAAGACCAAGAAAUGCGAUGGAAAGAGCGAGCUCGCUGGAUCAAGUUUGAGGAGGAUGUGGAGGAGGAAACGGACCGCUGGGGCAAACCUCAUGUGGCUUCGCUCUCCUUCCGCAGCUUGCUGGAGCUCCGCCGCACCAUCACGCACGGUGCCAUCCUGCUGGACCUGGAACAAAACACACUGCCUGGCAUUGCCCAUCUGGUGGUGGAGACCAUGAUCAUCUCUGACCAGAUCAGAGCCGAGGAUCGACCUAGUGUUCUCCGGGCUCUGCUCCUCAAACAUAGCCAUCCGAGUGAUCUGAAACACCGUUUUCACCGCCACCACUCGUCCACCAGUCUUCAUGGCAGCUUCAACCAUAACCAUGUCCAGGACACCAAUCUGCCAUUGGUGGCUGAAGAGCAUGAGGAGCACCACGAUAGCAAAGGGCCGGUAUACGACCCCAAACAAGAAGUGUUUGUGAGCCUGUUUAAAUCUCUUCACCCCGUGCCCCCCGAGAGCCAUCCAGCUGCCAGAUCCAUGAAACUCUUGGCAAAGAUUCCCAAAGAUGCUGAAGCUGUUAUUGUGUUAGUUGGCUGUGUUGAGUUUCUGGAGCAGCCUGCUAUGGCCUUUGUCAGGCUGAAUGAGGCAGUGCUACUGGAGUCGGUGCUGGAGGUUCCUGUCCCAGUGCGCUUCCUCUUCGUCCUGCUCGGUCCCUCUCAGUCCAACAUGGACUAUCAUGAGAUCGGACGCUCUUUCUCCACACUCAUGUCUGAUAAGAACUUCCAUGAGGUGGCCUAUUUUGCUGAUGACAGACAGGAUCUCCUGAAUGGUAUCAAUGAGUUCCUGGACUGCAGCAUCGUCAUCCCGCCCUCUGAUGUGGCAGGCAAGGACCUCCUGAAGACGGUGGCUGAUUUCCAGAAGCAGAUGCUGCGUAAGAGGAAGGAGAGGGAGCUCAAGAGGCACCAGUCCUUCUCACCCGGGACAGAGCAGGACAACAAAGAGGUGAGUCUAGAGGAGGAGGAGGAGGGAGAACAGGAGGUGGACCCCCUGAAGCGCUCAGGGAUUCCCUUUGGAGGCCUGAUCCACGACAUUCGCCGUCGAUACCCACACUACGUCAGUGACAUCAAGGACGCCCUGGACGUGCAGUGCAUCGCUGCAGUCAUCUUCAUCUAUUUUGCUGCGUUGUCACCCACUAUAACCUUUGGAGGUUUGCUGGGGGAGAAAACAGAAGGCAUGAUGGGAGUGUCUGAGCUUAUCGUUUCCACUGCAACUCUUGGAGUUAUAUUCUCGCUUCUAGCUGGCCAGCCUCUUCUCAUUAUAGGCUUCUCAGGACCCUUACUGGUGUUUGAAGAAGCCUUCUACAAGUUUUGUCAAGCCCAGGGUUUUGAGUACCUCACCGGCCGUGUGUGGAUUGGUUUUUGGCUCAUCUUCAUUGUCCUGGUAAUUGUGGCAGCAGAGGGUAGCUUCCUAGUUCGCUACAUCUCCCCCUUCACCCAGGAGAUCUUUGCCUUCCUCAUCUCCCUCAUCUUCAUCUAUGAGACUUUCUCUAAACUCAUUAAGGUAUUUCAGGAGCAUCCACUUAUGGCAAGCUACCCCCCUACGACCUCCCAACCACCUACCCCACAAUCAGACAACCAAAUGGAUGCUGGGCCCCCGGCUGGCGAUCCCAUCCUUAACCAGCCCAACACUGCUCUGCUGUCUCUGGUCCUCAUGAUGGGCACUUUCUUUGUGGCCUUCUUCCUCAGGAAGUUCCGAAACAGCCGAUUCCUUGGUGGAAAGGCCAGAAGAAUUAUUGGUGACUUUGGCAUCCCCAUUUCUAUCUUGUUUUCAGUAUUGGUGGAUUACUCCAUUCCUGAUACUUACACCCAGAAACUCAACGUACCAUCAGGCUUUUCAGUCACGUCUCCUGACAAAAGAGGUUGGUUCAUCAGUCCCUUUGGUGACAAGCAAGCCUUUCCAACCUGGAUGAUGGGGGCAUCUAUUGUGCCCGCCCUCCUUGUCUUUAUCCUCAUCUUCAUGGAAACCCAGAUCACCUCGCUUAUAGUCAGUAAGAAGGAGCGUCAUCUGGUCAAAGGCUCCGGCUUCCACUUGGACCUGCUCCUGAUUGUCACCUUGGGUGCCAUCUGUCCCCUCUUUGGCCUGCCAUGGCUCACUGCUGCCACUGUGCGCUCGGUCACUCACGUCAAUGCCCUCACAGUCAUGAGCAAGGCCACAGCACCUGGUGAAAAGCCCAUGAUCCAGGAGGUGAAGGAGCAGAGGGUGACAGGGCUUGUUGUGGCUGUGCUUGUUGGCAUGUCCAUCGUCAUGACAGAUGUGCUCCGCCUCAUCCCACUGGCUGUGCUCUUUGGCAUCUUCCUCUACAUGGGCAUCACCUCUCUGACGGGCAUCCAGUUAUAUGAACGCAUCACACUCAUGGUCACUCCUGCCAAGCACCACCCUGACCACAUCUAUGUCACCAAGGUGAAGACAUGGCGUAUGAACAUGUUCACCAUCAUCCAGCUGGUAUGUAUAGUGGCUCUCUGGGUAGUGAAGUCCACGGUGGCCUCCCUGGCUUUCCCCUUCAUCCUCAUCAUGACCGUGCCGCUGCGCCGCCUCAUCCUCUCCAGGAUUUUCGAGGAGCGUGAGCUCCAGGCGCUGGACUGCGAUGAGGAUUCUCCCAACUUUGAUGAAGAUGGUCGAGAUGAGUACAACGAGAUUCACAUGCUUGUCUAAAAACUGAACAGAGCCAGUAAGACUUUGUCCACCCUCCAGCACUAACCAGUCACAGCAAGCCUCUUUGGAAACCUCAGUGUCUCUGGGUAGCGGUAAAAAAGUGAGAGGAGUCAAUGGAACAGCCUUUGUUAAAGAUAUAUAAAAAGAAAAGAACUUUUACCUGGAUAAUCCGUACUUACCUUUGUUUCUCCAAAACACCAUAGGACCCAACCUAAUGUUCCAUCUUUGUAGUUGUUGUGUUAACCUCCAUGAGCAUAUAAUUGUCUCAGACACCGGUGAAGAGCUCUGUGCAUCCUACCUGAAGUGUGUAACAUGGACAUUGUACGUCUAAGCAAAACACUUGAGCUCACAUGAACACUUUAUCCAACAUUUUGUCCUUUUUCCCUUUAAACUCUCUACAGGUUCUGGGCAUAAGUGCAAUGAUGAUGGUGACCUCUAGAACUACACUAGGUUGGUUGAGUUUGAUAUUUUUGGGGGAGGUCAGAAGUAGGGUUUGGGUCAAUUCGCUUUCAAUUCAGUCAGUUCAGGAGGUGGACACUGGAGAUGUUUUGGCCAUUGAAACUUCUUACAUCUUACCUCUCUGUAUCUAAAACAACUGAUAAUGAACGUUGUAUCAUGUUUAUUUGAAUUGCAGUUUCAUUGUUCAGUGCUUAAGCGAACUGACCCUAAACCUGCUAGAAAGUGUAGUGGUGCAGGAUAGCCAGCUGAAAUGAAGUCCACUGCCUAUGUAGUUUAGCUGCCUUGUUCCUUUAUACUACUGCCAUUGCCUAUAUGUUGCAAUGAUGUGCAAGCAGAGACUUGAGUAGUCCUCUUCCUUUCUGUACAGACUCUUAGCAAUGAGCACUUUGACCGGGCAGAAGUUCACUUUUGUUACCACCUACCUAACUCUCUGACAAAAAGCCUCUAAAUGUUGUCUCCCCUGGAAGCCACAAUUCAGUGGAGACUGGGCAAGCUUCUUCGAGGGGUGCCACUGUACUUUGUUGGUGUUGUAUACCCGACAUACUAGCCCACUGACCCCCUUAUUGUGACCGUGGAUAUACAAGUAAAUUAGCUAUAAUGGUCUCAAUCUUAUUUUCCUAUUUUGUGUUAUCUAUUUAUUAUAUGACCUUUGAAAUGAAUUACUAUCAUGCCAGAUUCUCAGAGAUUUUAGACACCAAAUAGCUAAACAGUAUGAAAUCAAAAAAGGUUAUUGUGUAGGCUUAAAUACACUAAAUAGAAAAUCAGUCACUUUUUCAUGCAUACAUUCUUCCGCUCUGCAAGCUUUCCAUAGCGUUGUGCAUAUUUCACAGAUGUCAUGAAUUAUAUUUUUAACACGCUUCACUGGAAAAGCAUAGAAACUAAGCAAACACAUAAGCACUGAAAGUGUUCCCAUAGAACCAUGGGGAACCAUUGAGUGUUGGCGAGAUUUAUGAAUGAUGCAUUGUACACUAAGUCUGCGAGUUUGGAAUUAUAAUGUAUAUCUCAAAUGACUCUGUGUUCAGUUGUUUGAGAUAUUGAGAGCUUUUCACCUCCUAUAAUGCAGACCAAUAUAGUUUAAUGAGGGUUUUUUCACACAGCAUUUUCCAAAAUAUAAAUUCAGCCACAUGGAAAGGCCUGUUGUUAGAACUGCAUUACAGGAAAAAGUCAUAAUGCCCAAAAUUUCAAGUGUAAGUUUGUUUCCACAUUUGUGUGAAUGCUGCUUUGAGUUACGGUAGGUGGUGAGGUGCAAAACAAGCCAGUGAGAUUUCACCAUGACACAUAUGUUGGAGUAUGCUCCAGCAAACAUUCCCAACACUGUAUGAAUGUCAGAUUUAUGUUUGUGAAGAAAAAAUGUGAGGCUUGACGUGAAACAGUCAGCUGAAGUUUCUGGAAUGUCCUGUGAUGGUCAGUUUUCUCAAACAUAACGGUAAUAAACUCGACUGGACUGGAUAUCAGUAAAUGCACCUGGCCUGGGUUACACUGUGAAUCACAAGCAUUUGAUAGUCAACUGUUCCUCUGGCAGCCUAACUGUAGUGCAAACAGAUCUACUGAAUCCUCAGCUACCACAUUCAAGGGUGUUAAGAGUGAUGUCAGAGCAAACUGAGCAGAUAAAGGUAAAAUAACACCUUAAAAGUAGCAAUGCUAAUAGAUGAGUGGAACCAUCUCACGCUUUAAAGUACUCACAGAAGGUGCUAGAGGAAAAGGAUAAAGUAGGUCAUAAAUUCAUUUGUUGAUAUUACAGUAAAUGUGAAAUUUGUAGUGGAGAUACUGUGCAGAAGCCCUCUGCCAUUGUAAUAAAUAGCAAUGCUGCACUGAGAUGUGAGGGAUGCCCACCUUAAAUGGCAGAGACACUUGCCCAGCUGUAAUGCACCACACUGUAAAGUUACGAGAUUUGAAGGACUCCAUGUUAGAAAUUGCACAUCAGCAGUGAAGAUCUUUCCAUUGAAAAAGGUACAUUGAGUGUUCACUGAGAAUACAACUGAACAGAGCCAAAAUUCAUCAUGCCUUCUUGUAUUGCAUUCACCGGGUGUUUCUAUUGCUGCAGGCAUACAGUACAAUCAACUGGAGUAUAGAAAACCCUUCCAGAGGAUUUAAGUGUUGUGUAGGCUGCAAGCCAUAUUUGGUUUUUAUGGAUUACCUAAUAUACAAUGGUUUUUGCAUGUAUAAUCCAGGAAUUACAAUUAGGAAUCACAGUGUAUCUUGUGUCAGAUAACCAUGUCCCUAAAUUAUGAGACAUGCAAGGAUUCUGUCUCACGGGAAACUGACCUUUGAUCUGUAAAUAUUGCUCCCCAACCUUUAGUUUGUUGUCCCAUUUGUGUACAUAAAGUGACCAUGGGAAUGUAACAGUUGCCGUCACAGGGAGCAGUGUGGCCUACAAUCCACACUCAUCUCCCAUACAAUGGAGAAAAAGGGGUCAAGUGAUAAGAGUAAAUUUGCUUAUUCAAAGAAAAAAAAAUUACAAGCUGUACUUUUGGUUCUCUAAAUCAGAUCCACACAAAUGACUAUUUUCUGAGGGGGAUUUUACAGAAAGUUUAUCUUUUGCCCCACCGCGUUCAUGACAUUAUUGAAUGUGAACGGUUGGCCUUUAACGGCUGUGUUUUCAGGGAAGUCAUUUUGCUAGUUAUGUUUUUGGCUGCGGAGUCCUCUUUGCAGCUGCUGUGUCUCAGAGGGAGCAGUGCUGGUUCUUACCCAGCCUAGGCUAAUGGUAAUUUGGUCCUUGAACAUCUGACAUGACUUCUGACAUGAGUCAAUUGGCCGCAAUAGCUGCCCUUAAAAGCCGUAAGCUUCUGCGAUGGGUAUCCAGUGCAUCUAUUCCUCUUCUCUUUGUGUAGAACAGAGUUUUGCAGGCAGAUUGUCCUGAUCCACAACGGAGAAAGAGGAAAAGACACAACCGGUCAAAGGUCUUUGUUGUCUUAGAAAACAAGUGUGGAGAGCGUUGAAGCCCAACAGAUCCACGUGCGCUUGUUAUGACAAGAAUUGGUGUGGUGGUAUGUGUGGAACGGCGUGGUCUAUAGACGAGGGAGAACAGGCAGGCAUACGCUCAGCAAAACAUCCUUUCAGUAUUCAAAAGAAAAAAAAACUGGAAGUGUGGUUAUUAUUUGAGAUAAUACAAGAUAUAGUACAGCCAGUCUGUCCUGUCUGGGUGCUAAACGUUGGAACACGCGAGAGGAAAAGAAAAAUAGUUUUUUUGAGCCUUGAAAAGCCUUGCCAUGUCAACGGUUUGAGUGCACAACAUUUCGUCGCCUAAUACCACCAUGCUAGCGGCGCAGACCACCCACCCAAAUCUACGACUUGUCUCUGUUAUUUUUGAACCUCUUUUACCUCAACAUUAUAGCUUUGAGUAAAGGCGUCUGGGGAUCUUGGAGGUCUAGGGUAUGGAAUAGCGUAUUAUGUUCAAUCACAGAGGCCCUUAUAAAAUCGUAAAUCAGAUAUGUAUGCAACUAGAUCACUCGUUAUAACCAUUUCCUAGCUUUAUUUAUGCACAGUAGGAAGUUUGCUAGCACUGAUAUUCUUUACAGGCAAAAGCAGCAAAAAUCAUAGUGUGUAGUAUUGUUUUGGAUACCAUAGGAGCGCCAUUGAUUUCUCAUUAAUUGUGCUCACAUACCAGUGGAUCAGUUCCUUCAUUCAUUUUUCUCUUCAUGGUCACAUCUUGUUAAUGAUCUCCCUUGUUGUAAAUGAAGUGCUAUCCAGUGGUAUGUUGGAUUUUUAGUGACAGACUUGUGAUGCCAUCUGUAUGGACCUUUUUUUUUUAAUUUAUUUAUUCAAUGUCACUGUCUAAACAAAAAACGGUUUUACUCCAUUGGUGUUAUGGGAAUUAUAUUUUUCACGGGAACACCUAGUAUUUCCACACACUUGCUACUCAAAUCUCAGAUUAAAGCCAUGGUUUCCAUAAAACCAGUUUAUUUCAAUGCACUGUUGGGCUGUUUUGAUGAUACACAACUGGUCUUUAUGCGGUCUAAAAACAACAAGUCCUUUUCUGUAUAUUGAUUUGAUGAUAAAUUAUGAGACGAUUUAGCAUUAGCAAUACAGACUGGUACUCUGGUUGUGUGGCUAGUUGAAUAGCAGGUCCAUCCUGUUGUUGCUGUAAAGAUGUUUUCAAAGAACUGUAAAACAAAUUGUUAUUUUUUUGUCUGAAAUAAAUAUUUAUUAUGUGUUUCAAAUA
This is a messenger RNA of Myripristis murdjan (pinecone soldierfish), 8930 nucleotides long. It is a transcript of the gene slc4a3, whose product is annotated as solute carrier family 4 member 3. NCBI's taxonomy places the organism in Eukaryota, Metazoa, Chordata, Actinopteri, Holocentriformes, Holocentridae. The transcript is spliced from 23 exons. The record is from RefSeq and is a predicted model, not a curated record. Gene Ontology annotation, molecular function: solute:inorganic anion antiporter activity; monoatomic anion transmembrane transporter activity. Gene Ontology annotation, cellular component: plasma membrane. Bases 548 to 4309 code for a protein of 1253 amino acids. Gene Ontology annotation, biological process: transmembrane transport; monoatomic anion transport; bicarbonate transport.